Molecule: messenger RNA, 4007 nt
Organism: Salvia splendens (bonfire salvia)
Lineage: Eukaryota; Viridiplantae; Streptophyta; Magnoliopsida; Lamiales; Lamiaceae
Product: myosin-11
Exons: 10
Coding region: 384-3683 (1099 amino acids)
Source: RefSeq, a predicted model, not a curated record
GCCUCUCCCAUUCAUUCAUAGAGAAAUACUGUUACGUACAAAAAAAUACAGAGAGAGAGAGAGCAGAUUUUAGUGAGAGAAAACCGUUUCUAAGCUCAUAGAGCAUUGAACGCAACGAAAAUAGCAGAGAGAAGCACCUUUAGAUCUGCGUUUCGCUGAUUUCUCUCGUUUUUAGUUGCAGUUUUUUCAGUUUCGGCUUUAACAAGUGAGGAUUACACUCGGAAUACGAAUUGGAGUUCGGAUUGCAUUGAUGGUGUUUUGAGUGGAUGGUGAUUCUGCGGCGGCGGUCGCCGGAGCUCAGGUGAGCUUCUGGCGGAGCUCCGGCGGGUUCGUGAAGAGUGAGAUCAGAAGGUAAUGCUGUGCUGCGGGUGAAAUAGGGCAAAAUGUUCAAGUCGGCGAGGUGGAGGAGCGAGAAGAACAAGGUCAAAGUAGUGUUUAAGUUGCAGUUUCAUGCAGCUAAGGUGCCACAAAUUGGAGGGGAUGCAUUGAUGAUAUCUGUUGUUCCUGCGGAUGUUGGGAAGCCCACAGUUAAAUCGGAUAAGGCAUCAGUUCGAGAUGGGAGUUGUUUCUGGGAGAAUCCAGUGUACGAGACUGUGAAGUUCAACCGAGAGCCAAAAACAGGGAAGAUUCAGGAGAGGAUAUACUACUUUGUUGUAGGGACGGGGUCGUCUAAAGGUGGAGUUCUUGGAGAAUCCUCAAUUGAUUUCUCAAACUAUGUGGAGUUAAAUAAGGUUUCCUUGGUCGCUCUUCCCCUCAAGAACUCAAAAACCGAAGCUGUAUUGAAUUUAUCAAUUCAGAGGAUGCAAGACUCUACUGAUGAGAGAGAGAUUGAAGAAACUGAGAGUGUGAAAAUAUAUAAAGAAAACAGCCUCAAGUCGCAGUUGGAUAACGGUGACAAAGAUGGAACCGUAAAGAACAGUUCUGAUCAGCAGGAUCUGCCAUUGAACAAGACUGUUUCCCCCAUUGUUGAAUUUAAUGGCAACCGUCGAGCAUCUAGUGGAUCUGAUCUCACAGUUUCAAGCUCUGAUGGCAGUUCUGGAGUUGAGAUACCAUGGCAACCUCAAAUCAAGAAUAGCAGCGUCCAUCAGGAGCCAGCUGCAGUUCCACCAUCUUCGAGGCCCAACUCUGAUGCUUUGCCUGCAGUAUAUGAAGAGCAUCAAAGGUCACAGUGGGAUUGGUUAGGUAGUUCUGCCCUUGAAGUUAGUACAGACGGCUCGUCUGACACUCCAAGAGAUACCUUCCUGAGGCAGAAUUCAGAUGAGUCCUCGGAUAUUGUGAUAGAGAAGCUCAAAUCUGAAGUUGCUGCUUUAUCUAGACAAGCAGAGAUGUCUGAGUUAGAACUUCAAACUCUUCGGAAGCAGAUUGUGAAGGAGAGCAAAAGGGGACAAGAUCUUUUCAGAGAGCUUGCUUGCGUGAGAGAGGAAAGAGAUGCUCUGAAGGGAGAAUGUGGUAUGCUCAAAGCUUCAAAGAGUCGAGACGAAGGAAAAAAUCGAACUAAUUCGCUAGUUGAGGGAAGGGAGGGUUAUGCAAUGGUUGAAGAACUGAGACAAGAGCUGAAUCAUGCUAAAGAACUAAAUGCCAAUCUCAGAGUUCAACUUCAGAAGACGCAGGAAUCAAACUCUGAACUAUUGCUUGCAGUGAAGGACCUUGAUGACAUGUUGGAGCAGAAAGAUAGAGAGAUAUUGAACCUCUCAAAUGGAUCAUCAACUAAAGACAUGGAAGAAAAAUCUCACAAAGCAGGCGACAAACGUCAAUUAGACAAUGGCAAUGAUGAUGAAGAACAGAAAGCUCUCGAGGAGCUCGUGAAGGAGCAUGAUGAUACCAAGGAAGCAUAUCUUCUAGAACAACAGAUCAUGGACAUGCGUACUGAAAUAGAAAUCUACAAGCGAGACAAAGACGAACUUGAGAUGCAAAUGGAGCAGCUUGCUCUUGAUUAUGAAAUCAUGAAGCAAGAGAAUCAUGAAAUGUCAUAUAAGCUAGAGCAGAGCGAGCUUCAGGAGCAGCUGAAAAUGCAGUAUGAAUGUUCGUCAACGUAUGGUACUACUCAUGAUCUUGAAAAGCAGAUAGAAAACCUAGAGAAUGAACUCAAAAGGCAAUCAAAAGAGUCUGCAGAUGCAUAUCAUGAACUUGAAAUGCAGAUAGAAAACCUAGAGAAUGAACUCAAAAGGCAAUCAAAAGAAUCUGCGGAUGCAUUUUCCAAAAUUAGUGAAUUAGAAGCUCAUGUCAAGAGCUUGGAGGAAGACAUUGAAAGCCAAGCACAAGGGUUCGAAGCUGAUCUGGAAGCUCUUAUGAGCUCGAAAGUGGAGCAGGAGCAGAGAGCUAUAAGAGCUGAAGAAACAUUGAGAAAAACAAGGUCGCAAAAUGCUAGCACAGCAAAGAGGAUUCAGGAGGAAUUUAGAAGGCUUUCUGUGCAGCUGGCGACUACAUUUGAAUCCAAUGAGAAACUGGCCGCCAAAUCUCUAGCAGAAGGAAACGAGCUUCGUCUACAGAAGUUCCAUUUAGAAGAAGCCAUCAAGAAAGCUUCUGAAGAACAUCAAUCAGUCAAGACUAGCUAUGAGGAUAGUUUGAGUCAGCUUGCCAGUCAGGUGAAAUCCAUGGCUAAUCAAAUAGAAAAGAUGCAGUCAGACAUUGAUGAAAAAACAUUGCAGCUUGAAAAUCAGAAAAAGCAGACCGAAGAAACCCAAGGGCUCCUCGAAGACGAAGUUUUAAAGCUCAAGGAUGAGAUUGAGACAUGCAGGGCAGUGAAUAAAACAUUGUCGGAGGACUUAAGGAGUAAGGAGGUACUGUUGCAUGAGUUGGAACAAAUGAGGAAAUCCGUUAAGGAAAUGGACUCACUUGUGGAGCAAGGGAAUGAAGAAAGAACUGUGCUAGAAAACAGGAUUACAUCGUUGGAAAAUGAUGCUAAGAACUCAGAGAAGGAAUUGAAUAACACGAGAUGUCUUCUGGAAGAAAAAGAAUCGAUUGUUUGGAAUUUGCAGGCAGAGCUAGAUUCCCUUCAUUCACAGUACGAUGAAAUAAAACAUUCUCUAUCUGAGCAUGAGUUGGAAAAUGGGGAGUUGAGGGAAAGAGUUUCUCAAUUAAAAGAAGACUUGAAGAAGAAUGCAGAUGCCCUCAGAAGCAUGGAGAAGAAGAUGAAGGAUGUAAUCAAAGAUACUUCGAAAACUAUCAAGCCUGUUCUUCGUGGCUCCAAAGAAGUCGCGGUUCUUAAGGAGAGAAUUAAGCUACUUGAGGGUCAGAUCAAGUUAAGGGAAAGUACUCUGGAAAUAUCAAGUAAUGCAUUUCUUGAGAGGGAAAAGGAUCUUCAUUACAAAAUCGAAGAGUUAGAACGACGAAUGGAAAUGCUCAACCAAACCACCAUUCAAUAUAAAAAUGCACUUGAAAAGAUUGCUGAUGCUAGAUCCGUUGAAGAAUCAACAAAUGGUGAUGAAGAUUCAUCCACUCUUAACCGCCACAACGACAGUCUACCAGACGCACAAGAAUGUUCUAGGCAUCAUGACGAAUUAACGAAUGAAAUGGAACUAUUGAAGGAGAGGAACACAUUGAUGGAGGCAGAACUGAAGGACAUGCAGGAGAGAUAUUCAGAAAUAAGUCUCAAGUUUGCAGAAGUUGAAGGCGAACGACAACAACUCGUGAUGAAAGUACGCAACCUCAAGAACAGGAAGAAUCAUCGUAGCGCUGCUUAAACCUUUUCAGUUCAGUAUGUAGGUAGUAUGUAAACCGGCGCUUGGGUGGACUCAUAUCGACAGAUUUUGCAGAGUAUUUUCAAGAAUAAGUUUUUUGUAAAUUAUAUAUAAAUGUGGUUGUUUCUUCAUUUCAUUGAAUGGAAUACAAAAUCUUCAAGGGUCAUUUCACCAUUGCAGGAGUCUGCCUCAGUAGCUGAUUCUUUUUUUUUUCCUCUUUUUCUUUCUUUCUUCUUUUGAUUCUGUAAUAUACUUUACUUUGUGGGCAUAUGCAGAGACUGGUGAAGUAUUUAUUUAUGAAUACUUAUAUCACAUAAAUUGUUCUUA